Molecule: messenger RNA, 3146 nt
Organism: Thalassophryne amazonica
Lineage: Eukaryota; Metazoa; Chordata; Actinopteri; Batrachoidiformes; Batrachoididae
Gene: cyp26c1
Product: cytochrome P450 26C1
Exons: 6
Coding region: 178-1803 (541 amino acids)
Biological process (GO): sterol metabolic process
Molecular function (GO): heme binding; monooxygenase activity; oxidoreductase activity, acting on paired donors, with incorporation or reduction of molecular oxygen
Source: RefSeq, a predicted model, not a curated record
UUAGCUCCUUCCUCGUUUUUAUGACGCAGUGGAGACUGAACGCGCUCACUCACUGUUUUAUUCCAGCAGGGGGAGAGGAGGAGGCGUCACAUUUGCGCUGAGUUUGGAACACGGCACACACGCGCCUUUUACGCACGGACGCAGGUGGAUGCUGGCAAGCGACGCGGCUCAGACGAGAUGUUCCCCCUGGCCCAGUUCGGGGCGCUGUCGUCUCUGGCCGUCGCGCUUACCUCAGUGCUGUCUGCGUUCCUGCUGCUGGUUCUGACCCGGCAGCUGUGGAGCCUCCGCUGGAGUCUGACACGGGACACGGAGAGCAGCCUGCCGCUGCCGAGGGGCUCCAUGGGCUGGCCCCUGGUGGGCGAGACCUUCCACUGGCUGUUCCAGGGUUCUAACUUCCACAUCUCACGGAGGGAGCGUCACGGUAACGUGUUCAAGACCCACCUCUUGGGGAAACCUGUCAUCCGGGUGACGGGUGCGAGCAACAUCCGUAAAAUCCUGCUGGGGGAGCACAACCUGGUAUGCACCCAGUGGCCCCAAAGCACCCGCAUCAUCCUGGGACCCAAUACCCUGGUCAACUCCAUCGGGGAUCUGCACAAGACCAAGAGAAAAAUCCUAGCUAAAGUCUUUAGCCGGGGGGCUCUGGAGUCCUACCUGCCCCGGCUGCAAGACGUCAUCAAGUCUGAAAUUGCCAAAUGGUGCUCAGAGCCCGGUGCCGUGGAUGUUUACAGCGCCGCCAAGUCCCUGAUGUUCCGCAUCGCCAUCAGCGUCCUGCUAGGCCUGCAGCUGGAUGAGGAUCGCAUAGUUUACCUGGCUCACAUCUUUGAGCAGCUGAUGAACAACCUGUUCUCACUCCCUGUAGAUGGCCCAUUCACCGGCUUACGCAAGGGAAUAAAAGCCAGAGAGAUCUUACACUCUGCCAUGGAGAAAAUCAUUGAGGAAAAAAUGGAGCAGCAUCUGGUGGAGGACGAAUAUCAAGACGCCUUUGACUACAUGCUGUCUGGUGCCAAGGAGCUCGGCCAGCAGCUCAGCAUCCAGGAACUCAAGGAAACAGCGGUGGAGUUGGUCUUUGCUGCUCACUCCACCACAGCCAGCGCGUCCACCUCGCUGGUACUGCAGCUUCUUCGCCACCCGGCAGUGGUGCAGAAAGCCAGGAAGGAGAUGGAAACGGAGGGCCUAUUCUGUGAUCUUCACAAUGGUCUCCAUCCAUCAGAGGCUACCGCGGACAGGGAGGAGGACGCCACUGACACCGCCCACCUUCUGAAUGGCAGGAGGAAAAGCUAUCAGCUCUUUGGCGGCAGCAGGGAGGACUCGCCACCUUCCAGGUCUCACAUUCCUUACCUGAGCCUGGAGAAGCUCAGCCAGCUCCAUUAUAUCGACUGUAUUGUCAAAGAAGUCCUCCGAUUCCUGCCGCCCGUCUCCGGUGGUUACCGGACCGCGCUGAAGACCUUUGAACUGGACGGCUACCAGAUCCCAAAAGGCUGGAGUGUCAUGUACAGCAUCCGGGACACCCACGAGACCGCCGCAGUGUUCCAAAGUCCAGAGCUGUUCGACCCGGACCGAUUUGGCCUGGACCGGCACGAGAGUCGGUCAAGCCGUUUCAGCUACGUGCCAUUUGGCGGCGGCGUGCGGAGCUGCGUGGGUAAGGAGUUGGCACAGAUCAUCUUAAAAACUCUGGUCGUGGAGUUGAUUGGGACCUGCAGAUGGACUCUGGCCACCAAGAGCUUCCCAAAAAUGCAGACGGUGCCCAUCGUGCACCCGGUCAACGGUCUGCACCUGCAUUUUACCUACAAUGUCCCACUUUAGGUGCAGAGACAGACUCUCAAAAACACGGGUCUGGAACCUUCAGUCUGCUUUUGUAAAGUUCUUUAAAGCCAAAAGAAAGGCAGCUGUCCUGAUGUGACGCCACGGCACAGUUCUCAUCUCCCACUUUGUCUCAUUGCCCACAAACCUUCAAGACUUUACUGUUUUUGGAACAUCACCUCAUCAGUCCUGCAGCAUCACAACCUUCUGGUUCACUCAUCGGCAGCUUUACCGCUGAAGCAUUUACCGUAUUUUCCCGAGUGCAAGUUACUCCGGUCAAAAAAAUCAUUGUGAAGAAGAAGAAGAAGAAGAAGAAGAAAAAACCUCUUUAACAAUCGUAACAGAGAAUAAGCUGCAGGAUCUCUGAAACAAGUAAAAUCCCUGCAACCUAUACUCCAGAAAAUACAGUAUUUGUGUUGGAGGGAAUCGUGCUCAGUGCCGUCGACAUUCUCGGCAUGUCUUUGUGAAGAUGGUGCCUUAAAUUUUUGUGUCUGCUUCUGGAUCAAUUCGUGACUCGUGUGUUGAGUCCAAACGUUGGGUCGUUUGUCGGCUGUUUGCUGUCUGUAGGUUCAGUGUUAUUUCUAAGUAUGAAUGUGACAUACAUAAAAAAGAGCCCUCUUAGGUUAGGGUUAGGGUUAUUGUUUUAUGACAAUAAAUCAAAAUUCUAAAAAUUCAGAUUUUAAGCAACAGCUUUUAAAAUAUUUUUUCUGCAGAUUCUAAAUUAAAUAUGAAUCACAAAUAAACAUCUUUUGGUGGCUUCCCUCACCACAUACCAUCUUACUCUCAACAUUUAUUCAUCAAUGAAUUCACUUAACUCCAAGAAAAUGUUUUUGCAUUCACCCAGUGGAUUAUUUGUGAUAUCUUAAUUUAAUUUUGAUCAUAUUGAACUGAUUUAUUUCCUGUGAUGUCAAAGAGUGGGAUUUUUGAUUUAAUGUCAUAAAACACAGACUUGAAAUCCCACUUUUACUUUGAUGGGUACUGUGUGUCAUUAACAGUUUUUAUUUGUGUAUCACAUGAAGUAGUGUUUGGAAUAAGCUGUAUUUAAAGUUGUGUAGGUGCAUAAAUUUACUGCAUCGUAUUCUGUAAUUGUGAAUAUAGGAAAUAGACACUAACCGAUAUAAAGUACGUAAAACUCUUUGUCUUUAAUUAUUGAGAGUAAAUCUGUUCCUGUCCGAUUGAGUUUCUUGAAUGGACACGCUGUGAAAUGGGGACACGCGGAUGGAUUCUUGGAAGGACAUACGAGUAGCACUUUCUCUGCUUUAAGGAGUCUGUAAAUAUUUGUUGCGUUUGUUCCGUCACUGAUGUAGCUGCUGUACAGAACGUAAAGAGGAAAUAAAAGUUUUUUG